Messenger RNA from Pelodiscus sinensis (Chinese soft-shelled turtle), 1618 nucleotides. Lineage: Eukaryota; Metazoa; Chordata; Testudines; Trionychidae. The record is from RefSeq and is a predicted model, not a curated record.
AUGUCCCCUCGUUAUCCCCCAUCUCUAUUGCUCGCUCACCUCUGGGUGCCCUCUCCCCCUAACCCUUCCCCUCUUCCAGACCCCUUCGUGGUGCAGUUCUCCACCAGCUGCGAGCAGCCCCCCAACGGCAUCGCGCGGCCGUUCUGCGACGCGGCCAUGGACGGCCAGGACUGGGUCAGCUUCGCCGUGGACACCGGCAGGUGGGUGGCGCGGCGGCAGGACCCGCUGGCGCGCAGAACCGCGGAGGUGCUGAACUACAACCGGGUCGUGGCCGUCAUGCUCCAGUUCCUGCUGGGAUCAACCUGCCCUCAGGAGCUCAGGAGCUUCGUCCAGCACGGGAACGCGUCCCUGGAGAGGAGAGGUCUGGAAGUGCAUCAGAGCCCCCGCGCCUUCCAGACGUCUUCUGGCGACACCGCAAUACUCAGCUGCUCCUUUGAGUUCCGACAAGGCAACGCAGCCAAAGUGACCUGGACCAGAGGGCUGGGAGACGUGGUCGUGCUGGAGUCUGCCCACCCCUUCUACAAGGGGCGGCUCAACAUGUCCGGUUUGCGUCUGCUCCAGAAAGGGGAGGCCGUGCUGACCCUGCGGGACCUGGAGCCGCGGGACUCUGGCCUCUAUCGGUGCCACAUCAACAUCCACCAGGGAGACAGCGGGACAGGACAGGGCACCGAGCUUAGCGUGACGGGGAGGAACCAGAGUGACCCAGAUAAAGAAUGUAACCCCACGAAGUGUGAUGCCCAGGAGGUCCUGUGCCCGGCUGCUAUUGCCCUGGGACUUCUCCUCAUCCUCAGCCUCAUCCUGGUGGUCGCCCUUCUCCUGAAGAGAUGCCGAGCGCUGCCCUGCUCACAGCCGUGCCGGCGGGAGACCCAGGGCCAGGGCAGUCGGGAGACCCAGGACUUGCACUACACAGAGAUUAUAGUCAAGACUCCAAGUCGCACGGAACAAAUUUCCAGCCACGUCCAGCGGCGCUGAGUCCAUCUGCCCCCAGAACCACCUGAGUCCCUCUCACCCAGCACCUUGCAGCCACGAGGGACUUCCCCAGAGGAGACGGCAUUCAUGUGGCGUGAGGGACAGUAGAAGAAAAUUAUGGGAGUGCAAGCCCAUGUGAACCCCAACAAAACCUGACUUGCCCUUCCUACUGCAUCGUUUCUGGGUGAGAAAAUCUCUUUGGGACCUUCCAAACCAGGGGAUCAUCUAUGACGGCUUGGUUUUACCUCAGGAAAUGCCUCGUCUGGUACCUCCUCCAGCUAUAUCACACUCCUGUGUGUUAUUUCCCCAUCCUCUUCCCAGUGACUUUGGCCUCCCUACCAAACACAAGCAGGUGGUUGCAAUUAACAAGGCACCCGGUCCCUCCUAACUCAGCAUGAAGAGUCCUCCGGGCAUUUUGGUCAGGGUGGAAUUGGUUUGAGCGGCUGACAUGUUGGCUCCCGGAGGCUGGAGUUGCUCAAAGAACAUGUAUUUUUUGAUCUAACAUUUAAAUAAUUUCUCUGUGUGAAAAUCUGUUUUCUGAGAUUUUUAAAAUGCGGUUUGGUGAUCACUUGUUUUCUCCAGUUCUUAAUGUUGUUUCUUCCCUCUCCUUGCUGUACAAUUUCUUGUUCAAAAACUCACCUGUUGUGUC